AUGGUUGGGGACGUAGUGUCGUAUCUACGUGCCUGCCCCUCGCCCCGAACCCUUCCGGGAACUCUCGACCUUCAAAAACAUCGUAUUCAUUCUCGAAAUACCUCCGCAUCGAUGGCGUUUCUCACUGCAGCACCGGUGGUCCACCAUGCGCUCCUACCUGCCAAAGUAACUCCCCGUCGCGCACGCACGUCCAUGCUUGCCGACCGACCAAAGAAUUCCAGUUCGUGGCAAUGGCUUGCCGCCGUGACCGCCGGCGCUGCUAUUGGUGCUGCCACGGCAACAGCCGUCACCAUAUCCAUCCACGCUCCACAUCUCCAAGCAGAUGCCUACGUCCAGCCCAUACCGCAAGUCCCCGCCCUUCCUGAGUAUCUUCCCGCGGAGCAAGGCGUAAUUUCCUUGUUCGAACGCGCAACACAAAGCGUAGCUUUCGUCACCACGUACACAGAGUCCCGUUCCGGCUUCUCGUUGAAUCCGAUGGAGACCCCAGCUGGCACGGGAAGCGGCAUCGUUUGGGACACUGACGGGCGCAUCGUCACCAAUUUUCACGUCAUUCGCGCCGCCUCAGGAGCAAAGAUCACCUUGGCUAAUAAGAAGACAUACGAUGCUGAGCUCGUCGGCUCUUCGGCAGACGAUGACGUCGCUGUCCUCAAAAUCAAAGCGCCAAGGGACGAGUUAUUCCCCAUAGAUGUUGGAGACAGCAGCAAUCUCCGUGUUGGACAAAGCACGUACGCAAUUGGAAAUCCAUUCGGCUUGGAUCACACACUCACUACUGGCGUACUUUCGGGGCUCGGCCGUGAAAUGAAGAGCCCCACGGGGAGGACUAUAUCGAACGUCAUUCAAACAGAAGCGUCGAUAAACCCCGGGAACAGCGGUGGUCCCCUUAUCGAUGCCCGAGGACGGCUCAUUGGAAUGAAUACUGCAAUCUACUCACCAAGCGGCGCAUCCGCUGGUGUCGGCUUCGCGAUUCCAGUCGAUACCUUAAAGGUCAUCGCCCAAGGUCUGAUUGAAAACGGCAGAAUUGUCCGUCCUGUCAUCGGCAUUAGCUAUCUCGAGAGCAGCCAAGCACGUGCACUCGGCAUUGAAAAGGGUGUUUUGGUUCUAGAUGUGCCAGAAGGUUCUGCUGCCGAAAAGGCUGGCCUCCGAGGAACUUCCAGGAUGACUUUUGGAUCAAUUGAGUUGGGGGAUAUUAUCAUUGGAAUUGAUAAUGAAGGUGUUAAGAACGAGGGUGAUCUCUUUAAAGCGUUAGACAAACACAAAGUCGGUGAUACCGUGCGCAUUCGCGUGCUCAACAACACCGAUGGCGAACGUACCGUUAAGUUGAAACUGUCCGCAUCACAGAAGUAG
This is a messenger RNA of Chondrus crispus (carragheen), 1344 nucleotides long. RefSeq lists its product as hypothetical. The coding region runs from base 1 to 1344 and encodes 447 amino acids. The record is from RefSeq and is a predicted model, not a curated record. The transcript has a single exon. Gene Ontology annotation, molecular function: protein binding; serine-type endopeptidase activity. Gene Ontology annotation, biological process: proteolysis. Lineage: Eukaryota; Rhodophyta; Florideophyceae; Gigartinales; Gigartinaceae.